This is a messenger RNA of Paramecium octaurelia, 1427 nucleotides long. Lineage: Eukaryota; Ciliophora; Oligohymenophorea; Peniculida; Parameciidae. The record is from the annotation of a GenBank genome assembly.
AUGAAAUAGACAUACAAUCCAAAUAGAGAAUACCUUUCAAUUUAUAAAUAAAUUUGUUAGGAAUAACAUGUGCAUUUAAGCAAAGCCAUAAGUACAUUUUUGGAUGAUCUUUCGUAGCUUAAGGUUUGAAGGAUCAAUCCCUAAGAUUGAAUGCCAUAUUGAUAAGAAUCGAGGAUAUAAUUCCAUUGUAAUUAUUGUUGAGUUUGUGUCACUUUGAUUCAAUAUUAGUGUAUGGAAGAUUGAGAAAGAAAAUGAACAAAAGUAUUAAUAAGUUUAAGUUUGUGUAGAUGAUUUAGUAAGUUUGGAGGAAUUACAACAAAUAAUCAAUGGUAUAUUGACAGCCAUCAAUUUGAAUUUGACAUAGACUCAAUUCAAUUUAAUGCAUUUACACAUCACUGAUUUGAUUUUGAGUCCAAAAGAUUGUGAAUCCAUCUCAUUUGGAUUGAAGAGUACAAAAACAUUAAAGGAACUUAAGAUAACGAAUUGCAGUUUGACUAGCUAACAUUUAUAAAUACUAUCUGAGCCAAUCCAAUAAUGUGUUUCAUUGAAUUUGUUAGAUUUAUCAAACAAUUUAUUGAAGGAGAAUGCUGGGAUGAUAAUUGGUAAGAUAAUCAGUUCACAUGCAGGUAGAAGAGAUGAAAUGAAAUGGGCUGAGGAAAUAAGAGGCGAUGGUAAUAUAAUAAAUAAACAAUUAGAGCCUCCUUAAUAGUUGGCAUUGUAAGGAUUAUGUGAGAUAUUUCUGCAUUAGAAUAUGUUCGAUGAUAGAUGUAUUAAAGAUUUGUGUAAUUUUUUGAUGUAUGAUUCUUGGACUAAGAACAUUGGUUUGAGGGAAAAUCAAAUAGGAGAAGAAGGAGUUAGAUUGUUUAGUUAGAUUUUGGAUACAAAUGAAUCCUUAAUCUCUUUGGAUCUGAGAGAAAAUCCAGGCUUCGUUGAACCAUAUUCUAAGGACAUCUUUGACAAGUUGGUUCGGAACAUCAAAUUAUUCAAGGAGCAAAAGAAUUAUUACGAAGAUGUGGAAGAGAAUUAGUAAGACGAAUAUCCUAUCAUUUAAGAGUAAUAACAAGAGGAGUCUGAAGAAUUAGGUUAGUAGUUUAUUUUAGUUAGAAUGUCCUAAUUGCAAAGAUUUAUUGAGGUAGAAUAAACAGUUACAAAAGAGGAUCUAAUAAUUACAAAAGAGACCCAGAUAUGAUUCAUAAUUGAUGAAUUCAGACAUCAAUAAGGAAGAUUAGCAAUCAGGGGAUCUGUUGAUUCAGAUAGAGAAUAAGAUGAACGAGUUGACUACUCUAAUGGAUAUGUUGGAAUAAUAGAAAUAAUAAUAUUAAUAAUAGUAGUAGUCUGGAAGCAAGGGGAAAAAGAAAAAGAAGAAAAUACUGAAGUAAAACAUUUGAUAUUUAAUUUAUUUUAUUAUUAUCAGAUAUAAGUAUAUU